Messenger RNA from Wyeomyia smithii (pitcher-plant mosquito), 2242 nucleotides. Its product is annotated as heat shock protein 70 B2-like. Gene Ontology annotation, molecular function: heat shock protein binding; ATP hydrolysis activity; misfolded protein binding. The record is from RefSeq and is a predicted model, not a curated record. Gene Ontology annotation, biological process: protein refolding; cellular response to unfolded protein. The coding region runs from base 212 to 2125 and encodes 637 amino acids. The transcript has a single exon. Gene Ontology annotation, cellular component: cytoplasm. Lineage: Eukaryota; Metazoa; Arthropoda; Insecta; Diptera; Culicidae.
CGCAGCUUCAGUAUAAUUCAAGCAAGAGAGCUAAACAGACGCAAAUAAGCAAGUUAAAUCAAGCAAACGUGAAUCAACUAUAGUGAGCGCAAAAGUAUUUGAAACGUUAGCAAAUUGAUAAAAUUAAAUCAGUGAGCAAAAUAUUAAACCAAGUGAAAUAAAGUGAUUAGUAAGAACUACCAUUUUUCAAAAACAUUUAAGUGAAGUGAAAAUGUCUGCAAUUGGAAUUGACCUGGGAACCACGUACUCUUGCGUGGGAGUGUUCCAGCAUGGCAAGGUGGAAAUCAUUGCCAACGACCAGGGCAACCGAACGACACCCAGUUACGUGGCCUUUUCGGACUCGGAACGGUUGAUUGGCGAUGCUGCAAAGAACCAGGUGGCAAUGAACCCACAGAACACGGUUUUCGACGCUAAACGACUGAUUGGCCGUAAAUUCGAUGAUCCCAAAAUUCAAGCAGAUAUCAAGCAUUGGCCAUUCAAAGUAGUCAACGAUGGCAGUAAACCGAAAAUUGAAAUUGAAUUCAAGGGUGAACGGAAACGGUUUGCACCGGAGGAAAUCAGUUCAAUGGUUCUGAUCAAGAUGAAAGAAACCGCCGAGGCUUAUUUGGGUAAAAGUGUUCGUAAUGCAGUGAUUACAGUCCCAGCCUAUUUCAACGACUCACAACGGCAGGCUACGAAAGAUGCUGGCGCGAUUGCCGGUCUGAACGUUUUGCGAAUCAUCAAUGAACCGACAGCCGCUGCACUGGCAUAUGGAUUGGACAAAAAUCUGAAGGGAGAGCGAAAUGUAUUAAUUUUCGAUCUUGGCGGUGGCACAUUCGACGUUUCGAUUUUAACCAUAGAUGAAGGGUCACUAUUUGAGGUACGAUCCACUGCAGGAGAUACUCACCUGGGAGGAGAGGACUUCGACAAUCGAAUGGUUUCACACUUUGUGGAAGAAUUCAAACGCAAAUACAAAAAGGAUGUUUCUUCAAAUCCACGUGCAUUGCGACGUCUGCGGACUGCUUGCGAACGGGCCAAACGCACAUUGUCAUCAAGCACCGAGGCAACAAUCGAAAUCGACGCUCUUGUAGAUGGAAUCGAUUAUUACACCAAAAUAUCUCGUGCCCGGUUCGAGGAACUUUGCUCCGAUUUGUUCCGUUCUACUUUGCAACCAGUCGAGAGAGCUUUGUCGGAUGCCAAGAUGGACAAGAGCUCAAUCCACGACAUCGUUCUUGUGGGUGGUUCUACUCGUAUUCCAAAAGUACAGUCGCUGCUCCAAAACUUCUUCUGUGGUAAAACACUGAACCUAUCAAUUAAUCCGGAUGAAGCAGUAGCUUAUGGUGCGGCAAUUCAAGCUGCUAUUCUCAGUGGCGACAAGGACGAGAAAAUUCAGGACGUUCUGCUGGUUGAUGUCGCACCACUAUCACUUGGCAUUGAAACGGCAGGUGGUGUGAUGACUAAACUGAUCGAACGCAACAGUCGAAUUCCCUGCAAGCAAACGCAAACAUUCUCCACAUAUGCAGACAACCAACCUGGAGUUUCGAUUCAGGUGUUUGAAGGAGAACGUGCCAUGACGAAAGACAACAAUCGUCUGGGACAAUUCGAUUUAUCAGGCAUUCCUCCGGCGCCUCGAGGUGUUCCACAGAUUGAAGUUACAUUCGAUUUAGACGCCAACGGAAUCUUGAACGUUUCGGCCAAGGAGAAGAGCACUGGCAAGGAAAAGAACAUCACAAUUAAAAACGAUAAAGGCCGUCUGAGUCAGGCAGAAAUUGACCGAAUGUUAGCUGAAGCUGAGAAGUUCCGCGAAGAUGACGAGAAACAGCGUGAACGCAUUUCUGCACGGAAUCAGCUUGAGGGCUAUUGCUUCCAACUGAAACAGUCACUGGAAUCGGCUGGCGAUAAACUGAGCGAAUCGGAUAAGCAAACCAUUCGGGACAAGUGCGACGAAACUCUACGCUGGCUGGACGGUAACACAAUGGCAGAGAAGGAUGAGUAUGACCACAAAAUGCAGGAGCUGACCCGAGUGUGCAGUCCUAUAAUGACCCGUCUGCAUCAAGGACCGGGCGGUGCCGCAUCGAGCUGUGGCCAGCAGGCUGGCGGCUUCGGCGGAGGACGAUCAGGUCCCACAGUUGAGGAAGUUGAUUAAAUUUAAGAAUUUCGCAUUAGUUUAGUUAUAACUGAAAAAAGUCUGAAUAAGCUAAGGAUAAUUUUAAAAGUAAUACAGUGUUAGCAAAAAUAAAUAUAGCUUUUGUUUAAAAUGUUA